This is a messenger RNA of Leguminivora glycinivorella, 1482 nucleotides long. It is a transcript of the gene Vps60, whose product is annotated as charged multivesicular body protein 5. Gene Ontology annotation, biological process: vesicle budding from membrane; late endosome to vacuole transport via multivesicular body sorting pathway. Gene Ontology annotation, cellular component: multivesicular body. The record is from RefSeq and is a predicted model, not a curated record. Lineage: Eukaryota; Metazoa; Arthropoda; Insecta; Lepidoptera; Tortricidae. The transcript is spliced from 5 exons. The coding region runs from base 122 to 802 and encodes 226 amino acids.
GAAUUGGGUUUUGUUGUCGAUUUCGAUUGUUGGUGGAGUGAGAUCAGGGAAAUUUUCGUACUUAGUUACUUUGUGAAAAGGAAUUUAUCUUUAAGAAAAGUGUUCUUAAAAUCUAAACAAAAUGAACAGAAUAUUCGGCAGAGGAAAAUCAAAGACUCCGGGUCCCAGCAUAACAGACUGCAUUGGCACUGUAGAUGGCCGAGCGGACAAUAUAGAGCAGAAAGUCAACAAGUUGGAGACAGAACUCAGGAAAUACAAAGACCAAAUGGCUAAAAUGAGAGAAGGACCAGCAAAAAACUCUGUUAAACAAAAAGCUAUGAGGGUUCUAAAGCAGAAGAAAAUGUAUGAACAACAGUUAGAAAAUCUACGAGCUCAGUCAUUCAACAUGGAACAAGCAAACUACGCCACACAAACAUUGAAGGACACACACGCCACGGUGCAGGCCAUGAAGGACGGUGUCACACAGAUGAAGAAGGAGUUUAAGAAGAUCAACAUUGAUAACAUUGAGGAUGUGAACGACGAUUUGGCCGACAUGUUAGAACAGGCCGACGAGGUGCAGGAAGCCCUGGGCCGCCAGUACGGCAUGCCAGAGAUGGAUGAUGACGAGCUAGCGGCCGAGCUUGACGCCCUAGGCGACGAGAUAGCCUUAGACGAUGACGCGUCGUACCUAGACGACGUAGUGAAGGCGCCCGCCGCGCCGGACAAGGAGCCCGGCGCCGACAGCGUGCGCAACAAGGACGGCGUGCCUGUCGACGAGUUCGGCCUGCCGCAGGUACCCAGCGCCGCGCAGACCUCGCGCUAACUCUGCUCGUAGCCUGCUCGCGCGGCCGGCGGGGCCCGGUCAACUGCACACUAUGCCACAGAUUAUUAAUAACCAUACAUCGGGGUUUUGGGAGCGGGGAUGAAUUUGUGUAUUUAUAACUCUGUUUAUAGUAACUUGAAUUACUGAAAUAUAGAUUAAACUAUGUAUCUGGCUCCAAAUGUACCUAGAAAUGUUAUAGUGAUGUCUGUUGUUCAUCGUUUUCACCCUUUUUGGGCUAGAUCAUUCCCGCUCCCAAAACCCCGAUGUAUGUUAAUAACUUACUAACGUAACAGGGUACGUAACCGAAUGGCACAAACGCUCACGAAACGAAAAGCUCGUAGACAGAGCCAGACUACCUUUCGCGGCGUUUCGUUUUCGUUUGCAGAAAUGCCAUUCGGCUACGGCACCAGAUCCUUCACUUUCCCGCAAAACGACAAAUACCUACGCUUUAUUUAACUAAUACUAAUGAGUUACUAGCUCAGAAGAAUAGUACGUGCCACGCAACUGCACAGGCGGGCGCGUGGCGAGGGCAUUUUAAAUAACUAACUGCUAGUGGGUAGGUACUUAACGCGCGACCGCGAGCGAGUGACGUAGGACGGAUUAUGUGGACUAGUGUGGACUCAAGACACCUGUAUAGCCGCUUCUCUAUAUACCACGGCAAACUAUCGAGCAUUGGCGCG